AUGGCGUUCCUUCGUCGCUCUACCUCCGUCCUUGCCAUCCUGUGCUUGUACGUCUUGACGCUGUCACGGUGUGAUGCACUCAGCAAAAGACAGGUCGUCACGACCCCGAGCAUCCCAGAUGGCCACUGGGUCGACACGUGGACGGCCAUGCCGCAAUUGACAGAGUACACCAACCUUCCCCCAUCUCCAUAUAACACUUCCACCGUGAUCUUCUACAACAGCACCAUCCGCCAGACACUGCACACGUCGACGGGAGCCUCGCAGAUCCGGAUCCGCAUCUCCAACGCAUUUGGCCUGACCGACCUGCCCGUCACCGGCGUGUCGAUAGCUCUACCGUACAACGGCUCAGCUGGCGUCAGCGCGAUCCAACCGUCCACUCUGCAGACCGUGACAUUCAGUGGCGGUGAGACCUCCAUAAUCAUCCCCGACGGCGCCCUAGCGGUCUCGGAUCCAUUGGACUUCCCCGUCGAACCACAGUCCAUGGUCACGGUGACAAUGUACCUCGCCACAGGGCAGGAAGGCACAUACAUCACCAGUCACCCCGGCAGCCGGACCACAUCGUGGAUGACGCUGGGUAAUCAGGUUGCUGCGACGAAUCUGACCGGACCGUCGCUGAACAGUACUGCUCACUGGUACUUCCUCUCCGCCGUCGAAGCAUGGUCCCCACCAUCUUAUCGAGCCUUUUCAAUCAUCGGGGACAGCAUCACAGAUGGCCGAGGCAGCGACACGGACAAGAAUAACAGAUGGACCGAUCUUCUUCUCUCCCGCCUCCAAUCCAGCGGCGACCCCACGCUCACCUCCCUCGCCGUGAACAACCAAGCCGCGGGCGGCAACCGCAUCCUCGAAGACGGUCUGGGACCCAGCGUCCUAUCCCGCAUCGACCGAGACGUCCUUGCGCACGUGGGCGUCAAAUACGCCAUGAUCUUCGAAGGCGUCAACGACAUCGGCACUGCGGACGAAACCAUCGCCAACCAGACAGUCACGUACGACCGCCUCAUCUCCGCGUACAAGCAGAUCGCGACGCGGAUCCACGCGUUCAACAUCCCGCUGUUCGCAGCGACCAUCACGCCCUUUUCGGCUCCCGGCGGCAACACCACGCUCCAGCCGUACACGAGCAGUUUGCGGGAGCAGACGCGGCAGAAAGUCAAUGACUUCAUUCGCAACUCGGGCACCUUUGAUGCGGUUCUGGAUUUCGACGCGGUCUUGAGGAACCAGACUGUGCCAAGUCAGUUGGCGGAUGCGCUGCAGUCGGGCGACUAUUUGCAUCCGAACGAGGCUGGGUAUCAAUUGUUGACAGACUCGUUUGAUUUGACUUUAUUCGGGAAGUAUGCGAACGGGGUUGCGGGAUUUGUCUGA
Messenger RNA from Exophiala xenobiotica, 1356 nucleotides. RefSeq lists its product as uncharacterized. The transcript is spliced from 4 exons. The record is from RefSeq and is a predicted model, not a curated record. Bases 1 to 1356 code for a protein of 451 amino acids. Gene Ontology annotation, molecular function: hydrolase activity, acting on ester bonds. NCBI's taxonomy places the organism in Eukaryota, Fungi, Ascomycota, Eurotiomycetes, Chaetothyriales, Herpotrichiellaceae.